This is a messenger RNA of Sphaeroforma arctica JP610, 1219 nucleotides long. RefSeq lists its product as hypothetical. Lineage: Eukaryota; Ichthyosporea; Ichthyophonida. The annotation marks the transcript as partial. The record is from RefSeq and is a predicted model, not a curated record. The transcript has a single exon.
UAAACCGGUGUGCACAACGGCCAGAGAUAGGCUCAGAGAGGUGUUGGCUGAUCCGAUCUUAUAUCCCAUAAUACUUUAUUGUGCCCAAAAACAAUUUUGUGAAGAGAACAUCGAAUUCUUGCACGAUGGCUACUCUUUACUGACAGCUGUCACCAGUCUAGAACUGAAGUCGGCAACAUCAGUAUGUUAUGUGAAUAGACGUACGCAAGAAUUUAUAGAAGCAUACGUGAUGACUGGUGCGACCUCACUUGUGAAUCUAUCAAGCGCACACAUCACAAAGUUUAAGCAAGUUUACACAGCAAUUUGCGCUGCUGGGGACGGUGUCAAUUUGGAGGAGUUGAAGUUUGAGCUCGUGCUUGCGCAGAGUCUGAGUGAAGUAAGCGAUCUGAUCACAUCAUCAGGCGUUUUGACUAUGUAUGAAAAGUCGGCAGAGAGAAAAUCUGUUUAUUCGGAACGAGCAGCGCUUAAGCGCUUGGAACUUAGAGAAUAGCAUAGAAAAAUUAUAUACAUCCGCACGCUUAGUUGCUUGGAACAUAGAAUAAUAUAGAGAAUAAUAAGUAUGCACGUUUCGUUUAGUUUGGACAAACCCCGGCAGAGUUUCGCUCAACAUGCGAAGUUAAUGGAGUACGAACAUUACGGAAACGCCCGCCUUUCAAUUUCGUAAUCAGAUGCACUUCUUAUUCAUAUUUAUAGACUUUUGAUCUGCCACUCGCACGCUGCAAACGACGGACAACCAUUCACAACAAGUAUACCUAAAUACAAGGGUUGUUCUUUUAUUGGAGGGGAUAGGUCUUGUAUGUGACGGAAAUUGUAUUCGAGAUAGUACACACUACACAUAUACACAUAAUUGUUGUGGAGAGGCGGUGAGUGUUUACUUGCGAUGCCAGUUAUCGUUGAGUCGUCUUGAAUGGCUCAGCAAAUAUGCGAAAGCUCGAGCUUUUGCCCAUCGCAUGCUGAUAUUUCGGCCUGUCAAAGUUACUACUAGGGCUGGCUAUAGUACCAGUUGAGGCUACCGGUGUAGGUAGAAAGCUAUGUGGCUUUCUUGGGACCACAAAUGAGGACAGAGGUUUGUAGCCCCAUUUUUGGUCUCUUGGGUGCAUAUCAUGAGGAGAAAGUUGAGUUCCAAACUGUUCUUUAACGGCGGUGUCCACUCCGGGCGGGCUUAGGCUGAAACGCGAGUACAUCUGCGCCAUUUAAAUGUGUGUAUCACAGAUUAAAG